AUGCCAUUCCCCUUCUCACACAUAACUGAUAUCCUCGAAAAGCUCGAAGAUAUCGAGUCUCGGGAUCCGCCCUAUCUACCAGCGGAUAAAGCAGUCCAGCUGAGGGUAGAAACUACUAAUUGGUUCAAAGCGCACAGACGCGCCAUCAACGAGCUUGAAGUUGGUGGCUCGGUGGCGUUCCUAUCUGCAUUACUGCCCGAACGGAGAACUGACCGAGUCUAUGGUCUUCAAGCGACGAGGUUGUGUCGCUUGCUUAGCCGCGGUCUCGGCCUGAGUGCUGCACGCGCCAAAGACUUGCAGGCGUACAGAGCACCGCGGCGAGGCGACCUUGCGGUAUGCCUUCAACGAGCCAUGCAGGCUGGGGGCCCGCCUGCAAAGCCCUCCGUCACUUUGGAAGAAGUGGACGCAAUGCUAUUCCAGGUCGCGGAGCAGUGUCACUUCUCCGCUCCGACUGUACGGUCUAAGCUCUCCGGUUCGUCCGAAGUGAAUGAGAGACUAGUAUGCGACAUAGUGAAGAGACUCUCACCGCAAGAAGGCAAGUGGCUCGUGCGUCUCCUCUUGAAAGACUUCGCGCCAGUAAGGGUGGACGAGCAUCUCGUUUUGAAAUCCUUCCAUUUCCUGCUCCCGGAUUUAUUACGCUUCCAAAACGACUUCGGCGUUGCGAUGACACUGCUCAAGGAAGAUGCACUUCUACGACAACUCCCUGAGCAACCUGAUCCGCGAUCCGAGCUUCUGUUCAAGCAGCAAGCAGCAAGCUCGCUCAGGCCUGUUGUUGGCGUUAAAGUUGGCAGGCCAGAUUUCACCAAGGCGAGGAGCAUAGAGCACUGCUUACGGAUGUUCAAUCGAGGCAGAGGGAUAGUGGAGCGGAAGUACGAUGGCGAAUACUGCGAGAUCCACGUUGACCUGUCCAAGUCUUCGACACCGGCGGAGUGUAUUCAGAUCUUCUCAAAGAGCGGCAAAGAUUCGACCACUGACCGUCAGGGACUGCAUCACACGCUCGUUGAAUGCUUGAAUCUUGCACAAGCUGACCGCAAGGUCAAGCGACAAGCCAUCCUUCUAGGGGAGCUGGUAGUGUUCUCGGACGAGACCAAACAGGUGUUGUCCUUCGACGAAGUUCGGAAACAUAUCACUCGGUCAGGCGUCUCCCUCGGCACCAGCCGGGACUUGCAAGCGCGUGCUUGUGAGCACCUGGCUGUCGUGUUCUUCGAUCUCCUACUGUGGGACGACGAGGUAAUCAUGCGCAAGCCAGUCGAGGAGCGGAGGCAGUGGCUGCGUGAGAUCUACCGCAAGAUACCCGGCCGCGCGAUGGGCGCCGAGUGGAAGAUCGUAGACUUUGCUGAAAGUCAGGCUAAGAGCCUUCUAUUACAGCAAUUCUGUGCUUCGAACGCGCAACGUUGCGAGGGUCUAGUCCUGAAGCCUUGUGGUGUACCUUACUUCCGACUUGGCGCUCAGUCCACUGACUCCUGGCUUGGAUACAUCAAGCUCAAGAAGGACUACAUUGCAGGUAUGGGCGACGAAGCUGAUUUUGCGGUUGUUGGUGCGAGUCACAACGCUCAGCGGGCGCUGAAGAGCGGUGUAGCUGGCAUCAAGUGGACCGAUUACCAUCUUGGCUGCCUUCUCAAUGCUGACGAGGUGCAGCGGUAUGAUGCGACGCCGGUUUUCCAGAUCGUACACACCAUGCAGCCAGAAGGAUGCAUUCCCAAGCCGGUACUUGAAUCUUUGAACACUAUAGGGAAGUCAGUAGAGCUCCAGUAUCGACUUCAAGACAGCGACAUGCCACUCCAAGUGCGCAACUCCACUGCCGUCGGUAUUGAUGUCGUCUUCGCCAGGCCAAUGGUGCUCGAAGUCUUAGGAUCGGGCUUUAGCAAGCCAUCCGAUUCCGAUUUUUACAUGCUCCGCCAUGCACGCGCUACGAAGCUGCAUGAAGACCGCACUUGGAAAGAUUGCGUGUCAUUCAACGCAUUGCAGGAGCAGGCGCACCAUGCGCGAGAUGCGCCAGCCGAGGGUGAGCUGCAAGAAACGCGGAAAUGGCUCGCCAAGAUGGAG
Molecule: messenger RNA, 2046 nt
Organism: Baudoinia panamericana UAMH 10762
Lineage: Eukaryota; Fungi; Ascomycota; Dothideomycetes; Mycosphaerellales; Teratosphaeriaceae
Exons: 1
Biological process (GO): nucleotide-excision repair, DNA gap filling; double-strand break repair via nonhomologous end joining; DNA recombination
Cellular component (GO): DNA ligase IV complex
Molecular function (GO): ATP binding; DNA binding; DNA ligase (ATP) activity
Source: RefSeq, a predicted model, not a curated record